Molecule: messenger RNA, 2410 nt
Organism: Apis florea (little honeybee)
Lineage: Eukaryota; Metazoa; Arthropoda; Insecta; Hymenoptera; Apidae
Gene: Nrt
Product: Neurotactin
Source: RefSeq, a predicted model, not a curated record
ACUCGUUGGACGACAGUCGAAGUAAGCAUGCCUUGAGCUCCGUUUGUGGUGAUAUUUAUGCUAUUUAAAAUAAUUUAUUGAUAAAUUUUUUCAAUCAAUGAAGUGAUUACUAUUCGCGAGAUUAACGUAAUUAAUUUUCACAGUGGCUCAUCAUCCAAUAACUUUUCAACAUAGGAAAGAAGAAAUAUUUCUACAAAAUUAAGUAGCGUCCUUUCUCAAUCUUUCGAAAAGCAAUAAGAUAAAGGAUGAAUCAAGAAGAUCAGGAAAAGAGCAUGGAUAAAAAAGAAAUUGCAGAAGAAGAAAGAGAGAAAAUGUUGAAUGCUGAAAACACGAAACAUACUGUGGCAUCGACCGUUCCAGAAAUGGAAUCCGAAGAUCAGAAACCUAAAAAGAAAAUUCCAAUUGGUGGUAUUAAAAUGCCUGGCUUCUAUCGUACAAAGAGCAAGGAACUUUGUAAAGAGGAUGAUAGUAAUUCAGUUGAAACUGGCGAAGGCGAUGCAACUGAUAAAACUGUAAAAGAAAGUGAUCAAAAUGUAUCAUUGGAAAAAACAAAUAUGCCAAAUAAAGAUGUCAAAGAAAAAGAAGGACGAAGAGGAAUUCUUGACGCGAUAAAGUUACCUUUGGUUUCCGUUUUUCCUAGAAAAAAAAAUAAAGAAAGUGAAGUGGAAUUAGGAACUACUGGAACUGCUGGAUUAGCAAGUAUUGAAACACUUGAUGAUACUGUAACAGAAAAGAAUCCUAUUGGAAAUGAAGACGGUAUGGAAACCGUUCGACUCGAUGGAGAUGCUCCAGACGGAAUUGAAUCUCCUAAACAACAUUUUCUUGUUGCUUGUAUAUCCGCUGCAAGGCGAAAUUUAUUUGUGUUAGUGGCCACAUUAUGCAUCCUGGUAUCAGUCGUGAUUAUCAUCUGUAUCGCUUGCAUUGGACCAAGAAAAAGUGCUUCACAAUUAGUAAAAGAUGGGAGCUUCGUUGAAGCAAUAACUUCUUGUGGAUUUGUACAAGGUAUAUCGGAAGACGGAGCAUUCGCAUUUCGUGGAAUUCCGUAUGCAGUUCCACCAUUAGAAAAUCGUCGUUGGCAACCCGCAGAAUCUCUAAGAAAAAUAGAAUAUUGUUGGAAAAAUACAUAUCAAGCACAUAAUUCUUCAAAAGUUUGUUUGCAACGAGAAAUUUCAGGACGUAUUAUCGGAACUGAGAAUUGUUUGUAUUUGGAUGUCUUUACACCUGAAAUUAGAUACGAUUUACCAUUACCGGUAGUCGUUAUGAUUGGUGCUGAAACUCUUAGCGGUGGUUCUCCAGGUGUAAUGCAACCUUCUGCAAAACUUGCUCGUGUUCGUGAUAUGGUGUUUGUUAGACCUAACUUCCGAUUGGGCAUUUUCGGGUUUUUAGCGACAGAACCACUUUCAAGGACAUCGCAUCCUCUCACAUCCGGAAAUUAUGGUUUAUCUGAUAUUAUAGCAGCUCUUCAAUGGGUUCAUCUUAAUAUCGAAAAUUUUGGCGGAAAUAAAUCAUCUGUAACUUUAUGGGGUCAUCGAGCUGGAGCAACUCUUGUAACAACUUUAGUUGGUAUUCGACGAACAAGAGAUCUUUUUCAGAGAGUAUGGAUCUCUAGCGGUAGUGCAAUAUUUCCUGGAAGAGAAUUGGAAUUUUCAGAAACACUUAAUGAGUUAUUUUUAAAUUCUACAAGAUGUAAUGAUGCCGCCUGUUUACGAAGCAAAAGUGCCGAAGAGAUUAUGGAUUCAGUUCCUGAGACUUGGCAUUUAGGAAACAUUGGCUUACCUGAAGCAAGAGAAGCAACAAUUAGAGAUAGAAGACACGAAUGGCUUGUACUUGAUCGUGCUAUUCUUCAAGAACCUGUAGGUCAAAUUUGGGCAAGAGAUGAAUUUUCAGUGAAAAUAGUAAUGGGCACCACUGCCCAUGCUGGAGCUCCUCUUAAAUAUCUUAUUUCUAAUAUUACUCUCAAUUCCACGCAAGUAGAGAAAAUUGUAAAGGAAUCUUUACUGGGCACAACUGGUUUAGCAGAUGAAGCUCUCAGACGUUAUAAUGCAACAUUAAAAGGUUUAUUAAGCAUGAUUUCGGACAUUCGUGUUGUAUGUCCAUUGUUAACAGUCGCCAGAAUGAAAACCAAUAUUCCAUUCUAUGUGGCAACGCAACCGCGAGGUCAGUUUGCAGAUCCUGAUAGUGAUGCUGCAGCAAUACUUGGAUCGUAUGCUGCUCGUACUCCUGCUGAAAAAAGACAUGUAUCUGCUAUGCAACAACUUUUUAAUCAUUAUGUUUGGCACGGCGAAGUAGCUCAGACAAAUUCUAAUGGUGUAAAACGAGUUUUGAUUGUUGGUCAAGAUACGCUUCCUGAGCGUGACUAUCCUAAUUGCGAUUUUUGGAUAGAAAAAAUAUAGUUCCAUCUUAUGGUCGA